This is a messenger RNA of Cuscuta campestris, 4023 nucleotides long. Lineage: Eukaryota; Viridiplantae; Streptophyta; Magnoliopsida; Solanales; Convolvulaceae. The record is from the annotation of a GenBank genome assembly.
GUGGGAUGUUUUUGGGUUCUUCCAUUUCUGGUAUGUAAACAAACAAAGACGUACUGGCCACUGGCGCGUGGUGGCGAAUUGCGCGAAAGUUUCGUUGGCGGUCCCCUCCAUUUCCUCAAACGUCGCUUUCCGUUGCAGGCGAUGCAGCAGCGGCAGCGCAGACGCUAGGGAGAAGCUGGGUAAUAAUAAGGUCAUCGCCGGAACUUCCGUUCCGCCCACCCCGACUUAUCGAGCUCAGUUCUCCAGGGGAUUGAUAUGAAUCCUCAAUUGGGCAAGAGGAAACUCAGUGCUCGGAAAUUCAAAGAACUUGUAAUGUCAAGGGCAAAGAGAUUGAUGAAAGCCAAAGAUGAUAUGCAUGAAAAAUCUCCACCAGUUCACAGCUCCGAAGAUUCCCCACGAGAGAAAACUUCUACCUGUGAUUUACAGGAUGAAAGGAAUGCAGUGUCUUUACACAACUUAAAGUGUAGAGAUCUUGACGAUUGCAAAGUACAACAUGGAGAUCCCAAGCAGAGUAGUGAUACUGAAAGUGGACAUGACAAAUGUUGCAUAUGCUCUAGUGGGGGAAAUCUUAUAAGUUGUGCCGGAAAAGGAUGCAUGAGGAACUUCCAUCUGCAGUGCAUGGACCCCCCUCUAAAAUUUUUUCCUCUUGGAACAUGGUAUUGUAAUUUUUGUGUAAAAAAGAAGGUUGUCUUAGGUGUUCAUUCUGUAUCUCAAGGAGUGGAGGCUGUUUUUUAUUCCAGAGACAUUGAUUGCGAUAAGGAAGUGACACAUAAGCAGAAGAGGAAACAAGAGUAUUGGGUAAAGUACAAAGGCCUUGCUCAUAUUCAUAACCGGUGGAUUCCAGAGACGGAUCUGAUUCAUGAGGCACCAAAAAUUCUUGCGAGAUUCAAGAAAUUCAGAAAGGUGAGCUGGAAAACAGAUUGGACUAUUCCUCAUCGUCUGCUUGGGAAAAGGUUGUUGGUAUUACAAGGGGCUAGUGAAACAAGUUCUGUAGGGAAUAAUGAUGAUGGUUCUGAUUGUCAUUAUGAAUGGCUUGUGAAAUGGAGAGGCCUUGACUAUGAUCAAGCUACAUGGGAAUUAGAGACUGCUUCAUGUUUGAACUCCCCAUUGGCAUUACAAAUGAUCAGUGACUAUGAAAGUUCCCAUAAAAAGGCAAUCCUGGAGGGUAGUAAAUCUCCUUUCCCUGAGCUUUUGGCAGCCCCAUUUGAAUGUACUGCUCAAGUACACGCUAGUAAUUUCGUUUAUGUGAACAAACUUAUCCAAUAUUGGCAAACAAAUGAUAAUGCAGUUGCAAUUGACAACGAGGAGCAGAUUUUGAAGAUGGUACUAUUAGUAUCCUCUUUCGCAAGUCAUACGCGACAUCCAUUUUUUAUAAUCACUACUAAUGCUUCUCUUUCUGAUUGGGAAGAUGAGUUCUCACGAUAUGCACCAUCUAUCAACGUUGUUGUGUACAAAGGGAAUGGUGAUGUUCGUGCUUUCAUUAGGACUCUGGAGUUCUAUAAUGAGCAAGGUGCCAUUAUGUUCCAAGUUCUUAUCUCACAUUAUGACACUGUUGUCCAGGAUAUUGAAAUACUCAAGUCUAUUAGCUGGGAAGCGAUAAUCAUAGAUAUUAGACAAAGAUCCUUGGCACUAACUCCUCUAAGGAGCUUAAGUCACAUCAAUGUGCUAGCUGCUAACAAGAAAUUGCUUCUUUUCCGUCAAAUAGAGGAUAGAAGGUCCGAUUACCGCAAAUUUCUCUCAUUACUUGACCCAGAAAAUGAAGAGACCAAUCUUGAUUUUCUAGAGAGUGGAUAUGAAACGGAAGUCAUCAAGUUAAAAGAACGGUUUGCUAAAUUUGUUGCAUAUGAGUGCAAGUCCUCCAUGCCUAAAUUUGUUGAGUACUGGGUUCCAGUCAGGCUCUCAGAUCUGCAAAUUGAACAGUACUGUGCUUGCCUUUUGUCAAAUUCACAUUUACUCUGCUCAAGUUCAAAGAACGAUUCUUUAAGCAACCUUCAUGAGAUACUAAUGACAACUAGAAAGUGUUGUGAUCACCCUUACCUGGUAGAUUGGACUUUGGGGAAAUCCAUAGUAGAAGGCCUUCCAGUGGAUGACCAUUUAGAUUUGGAAAUCGAACUCAGUGGAAAAUUACAACUCCUGAGUAGGAUCCUUUUUGAGGUUAGGAAACGAAGGCUGAGAGUCCUAAUUCUUUUUCAGUCGCUACCUACAUCUGGGGGGAUAUCUGUAGGAGACAUACUGGAUGACUUUAUUCAUCAGAAGUUUGGGAAAGACAUUCAUGCACGCAUUUGCGUGAACAUAUCUCCUCCAGUUAGGAGAUCCAUACUGAACAAGUUCAACAAAAAAGAGAGUGGGGAGUUUGUCCUUUUGAUGGAAGCACGGGCUUGUGUUCCCAGCAUCAAGCUCUCAGCUAUAGAUACUGUGGUUCUAUUUGAUAGUGACUGGGACCCAGUGAAUGAUUUUAGAGCUCUGCAGAAGAUCACCAUAGAUUCAAAAUUUGAGCAGUUGACCGUCUUCCGUUUGUAUUCAUCUUGUACCAUAGAAGAAAAGAUACUAAUCCUUGCGAAAAGUGGUUUAACUGUAGACGGUAGAAUCCAAAGAUUAAAGCAGAGAACUUGCCAUGAGCUGUUGGCUUGGGGUGCCUCUUACCUAUUCAGUAAGCGUGACGACUGUCAUCCUCGCAAGAACAUUACACAGUUAUUCAAAGUUCUUUUUGAUGAUGUUUUCUCUGAGCUGUUAAACCUGUUGCCUGGUAGCAAUGACAACAUUGAUUCUGCUAGCUGCUCAAGGAUUUUGAGAGUGGAACAGGUAGCAGGUGCCUACACGCAGAAUAUUUCAUUACCUAUUGAAUUGGAAACACAGUUGAUGGAAGAUUCCUCUGUCUUGGCUGGAUUACUUGAUGAUGGACAAAUGUCUUUGUUCUGGACAAAUUUGUUUGAAGGGAGACAUCAACCCAUGGGGAGAUGUUUAUCUGACUCCUCUUUUAGGGCUAGAAACCAGCCUCGUUCACUGAAUGUCCUGCACGAAGAUUCUGAAAGGGGUAAUGAAUCAGACACACAUCGGGAAGCAGUUGAGGGCGCUGUUGGAACUGAAAAAAUUAGUACCAUGAGUAAUCCAAACAAUGAACACAAUCAACCACCGGUGUUCUCAGCCCAACAGUCAACAGGAAAUUUCAGACCACCAACCCUGGGAAGUUCAAACGCUCAAGAGGCAUUGGGAAGCCAUAGUGUUCUUCAAAUAGAAAUGAAUAAGAUACAGAUGGAGAGAGAGCAAGCUAUGAAAAUGUAUGAAGAAUUGAAGUUGCUUCUCAAAUCUGAGUUUGAGGAAGAGUUAUUGGAGGUAACAAAGAAGUAUGAUUUGCUGCUCGAGAACGUGGGGUUGGACAUUGCCCAAAAGCAGGAAGAGUUUGAUGCACGCUAUGCGCGCGUGUAUGCAAACAGCUUAUUAGCGGAAUUCAUGAUCAAGAAGGUAAACUCUGACUACACGGCAGAUUUCCUCGAGCUGACGGAGAAAGUGAGCAGAUCUGCCUUGAUGCAGGACGAGAUGCAUCAGAUGAGUUUCCGGCAAAUUCUUCAUGAUCAGCUGGGGACCACUGCUGCUGCUGUUGCUACUAGUGUGACUCGGGAAAAUGGGCCUCAGUUUUUACCAGUGACCUUGCAAGAAGGUCACGGAUCAAAUGCGUCAUCUGCAGCACGUCAAACUAUGCCAUUUUCGUGUGUGAGUUUUUCGGGGAACCUUGAAGCAUGGAGCGAGAUCAGAGCCCCCCCUCCACAUCUAAGACGGUUGACACCAAAAGUCCUGUUAUGUUGAGAUUAGUUCCAUCUUCCUGAUCAGCAACUACUUAUACGAAAGAGGUAUUCUAAGUUAGGUGCGUAGAUUAAGUUUUAACCGACAAAAGAAACACAACUCUCUCUUUUUUUGUUCUGAAGAAUUAACAUAUGUACAAGAAGUUGCCUCUUUCUUUCCUUGGCAAACAUACAAUCUUUUUGGCUUUUAGGAUAUAAUUGUUAAUAUAUACAGUAAUUUUCU